Molecule: messenger RNA, 2411 nt
Organism: Drosophila albomicans
Lineage: Eukaryota; Metazoa; Arthropoda; Insecta; Diptera; Drosophilidae
Product: mucin-5AC
Exons: 1
Coding region: 525-2162 (545 amino acids)
Source: RefSeq, a predicted model, not a curated record
UGAGUUGGUCGGAGAGAGACAAGAGCCGGCUUCGCUAACCGUUUCAAAGCGUCGAGUGUGUGUGGUGCAAAAAAGUAUGUGGGUUUUGGCGAUUUAUAAGCGCGCGUUGAAACUGCAAACGGUUUAGUUCCUCGCCGCAAACAUAACUAGUCACAACGCAACGGCAGCCGGCCACAGAUCAGAUCAGAGCGGAAGCAUUCGAGCCGAGGAAUUUGUUAAGUCACUUUAACCAGUUCACCCCAAGUGAGAGAGACAAAGAGAGACAGAGACAGAGAGCAAAGCGAAACGGAGACAACUACGAGACACAGGAGCAAGUUUUCUCUUCGCGAUCAAAGGCCAUCGACGGGGGCAAAGUGAACGUGUGACUCGCGACUUGUUUGACGGUCUCUUAUUAUUAUUAUAUUCGCUGUUAAAUUAUUCUUGUUGUUGUCGUUGCUCUUGUUUACUGUUGGCAACAGCACUCACGCACACACACGCACUCACAUCGAUUGUCACAGCCGUUGCCCUCGCAUUCCAAAGCCAAAAUGACGCGCAUGCCAAUGAUCGCAGUGAUCGCGUUGCUGCUGCUGCAAGUGACGACGUCGACGCUGGGUAAACCAACUGCAGCUUCACCUGCUGCUGCCGUGGAGGAGGAGACCACAUCAUUUGGUGAACUCGACGUCAGCACCGUUACCAUGAAAAUUGAUUUAGAUCUUAUUCUAAGCACUGAGGAUAAUCAAAACCCAUUCACGCAUCUUCCCGAGAAUGAAUUUGCAUCCACAGAGGAGCCGCUGCUCAAGUCGGUGUUGUUGCAGCUGGAGGCCAAGAAUGCAACUGCAAACCUAAUCGAGAGCACAACAACAACAACGACAACUAACUCUCCGGAAGCAGCCACAACAAUUGCCAUUGAAAGUGCCAAGAAUGAAUUGCAUUCGCUUUACACCGAACACGAUUUGGAGAUGAGGGAGAAUAAAGCCGAAGCUGCCAUAGAAACCACAACAUUCUUGCCUCAAUUCGAGGUAACCGCAACACCUGAGAAUAAUUUGGCAUUCUAUGCCAAAACAAACAGCUACGAGUCCAACCUCGAAGAUACCACAACCUAUCUGCCAAUGGAUAAUUACAAAUACACCAGCGGACCACUUCCCGCCGAUGCAGAGAAAUACGGCACUGAAGUUGCGCCCGCAGAAGAAAACACAUGGAUUCCCAAUUUUGACGGCAUUCUUCACUCCACACAAGCUGAUGAUGGAUUGGCCGAGACAACGCCAGCACCUGAGAACACGAAUAACCAAACUGAAAGCAGCAUCAGCAACAACGUGCCAAUUGUUGCAACAACACCACAGCCCGUGGAUAUUGGAGAUUUGCUGCGCAUGAUGAGCUCGGAUGUGAUCACUGACAAGAUUAUGCAGGAAUCAACAACCGAGGAACCUAAGCUAGAGGCAACCACCAACAAGUUGGCUGAACAAACUGCUGAAACCACAAUUGCACCACCGAAACAACAGUCAUCGACGCUUGAAGCAAUUGUUAUGACAACAUUUAGAGCGCCCGUUGACACCACAACCGUAGAAAGUAGCACUGCUAAAAUAAUUGAGGAAUUCCCAGUGACCACAAUUGAGCCACCAAAAGAGACAACAACACUUGGAGCAGCCGUGACGUCAACAGCAUCUCCGGCUCCACAAACCACCAGCUCACCAGUAACCACAAGUGCGCCUGAAACCACGAAUAUUCCCGAAACCACAAUUUCACCAGUAACCACCAGCAUUCCAGAAAUCAUCAGCAGCACCACCAGCACACCUGAAACCACCAGCAGUACAGCGGAAACCACCAGCACACCCGACACCACCAGCAGCAUCACAAGCACUCCCAAAACCACUAGCAGCCUCAGUCUCACCGAAGACAUAGUAGAAACCACAAUCGAACCACCCAAGCAGCAGUCUGUGCUUGCUGCUGUGUCAACAACAACGCCAGAGAGUGUGCCAGAGAGCAGUACAACUGAAGCCACCACAACAAGCAGCAGCACCACCACAACCACCACCACCACCACGACAGAACCCCCCACAACUACAACGACAGAGCCCAUUCCUGUGGUGGUGACGCGUGAACCACGCGUUGAACGCAUCUUUAAUUCGGAUGGUGUGGAAGUGCUCUAUGGUUACUCAUCGGUGGUGCGAACGAAUGGCGUUUAAAGACGCAACCACAAUGUAAAUUACCAAAAACAAAAAAUUAUAAUAAUACCUUGUCAAGGUCAACUUGCCAUACAGCAUCUAUUUUCGUAGCAAAACAGCGAAAGUUCGCAAAGGGUUUUCCAAAUUCUAAACGAGCUGAAUAUUUAAUAAAUAUUGUGAUACAUCGAAACGAAAUGAUAUUGAAAACAAAACAAAACAAAAAAUAUAAAACAAACGAAAACUAAACCGAAACUUAAACGAAAUAUGAAU